AGACGCGGAAAGUUUCCAUAGCCACUUAUGAACAGUUCGAGAAUACGUAAUGCAAAAACAUUUGCAUAUAUAAGGCGUAGAAGUGUUAAUGAAGAGCACAGAUGUCCAAUGGUAUAAAAAUGAUGGCUCGUACAUUUCAGAAGAGUUUGUCGUUUUAAAAUGUCGUACGCUACACAUCGUGAUCGAUGGCCUUCUUGGCCAUCUCGCAUUACACUUUUAUUAAUUAUAUUUGCGUUAAUGACAAUAACGUUGCGACGAGUGGAUGCGAGUCCGUUGUCGGAUCUCGCGCAGGAAUACGAGAAUUUAGUGUCCGAAAAUUCGACGAACAAUUUGACGGACAGUUCAACGGAUAAUUCAACGGCUAGUACUGACGUAUACAUCAUAAAAGCUGUAGUUUACGAGAUAGGAGUUCUCACAGAUACGGAUAACACAACAAGUGGCGAAAGUACCGAGAGACACGAAAGAAUCGAUAUAUCGGUGUACGAUCCACCGCAUCAGGAAAAUGAAUUCUCCUAAUCCAAGGAUUUAGUAAAAAUAUAUAUAAAUAUAGCGGACAUACAAAAAUUAUAUAUAUAGAUAUCUAUGUUGAUCUAUAUACUAUAUAUAUGUUGAUAGAUCAAUAGCAGGAACUAAAAUAAAUUAUUGUUGGAUAUAAAAGACUGCGCGAACGACAUACUUUUGUUAUGUAUGUAUAUAUAUGUAUGUAUUGUAUAACUUAUUAAUUUAAUAUUAUAUACACAUAAGAUGCAA
This is a messenger RNA of Pseudomyrmex gracilis, 750 nucleotides long. RefSeq lists its product as uncharacterized. The record is from RefSeq and is a predicted model, not a curated record. Bases 160 to 516 code for a protein of 118 amino acids. The transcript has 3 exons. NCBI's taxonomy places the organism in Eukaryota, Metazoa, Arthropoda, Insecta, Hymenoptera, Formicidae.